AUGUCGUGGCAGUACAUAAGCAGAGGAUUGAUGCGUGAAUAUGCAAAGACGGGAAGGGAUUGGAUAUCAAAAGCCCUGAGUAAAAGAAUGCAAAAGCAGGAUGCCAAAAACGCAGGCAACCAAGCUGAGUUGCGGGAAGGAAAGAAACAUUAUCUGUUUGAUAGCUGGGGUACAUAUGGUGACGGUGCUCGUAAACAACGACAGCUGCAAUGGUUCUGUGGCGCUGCAGGCUAUGAAGCAAUAAUGAUGCGGGGAAGGCUAUAA
Molecule: messenger RNA, 264 nt
Organism: Sclerotinia sclerotiorum 1980 UF-70
Lineage: Eukaryota; Fungi; Ascomycota; Leotiomycetes; Helotiales; Sclerotiniaceae
Exons: 3
Coding region: 1-264 (87 amino acids)
Source: RefSeq, a predicted model, not a curated record